Molecule: messenger RNA, 2003 nt
Organism: Bufo gargarizans (Asiatic toad)
Lineage: Eukaryota; Metazoa; Chordata; Amphibia; Anura; Bufonidae
Product: solute carrier family 22 member 13-like
Exons: 10
Coding region: 1-1662 (553 amino acids)
Biological process (GO): transmembrane transport
Cellular component (GO): membrane
Molecular function (GO): transmembrane transporter activity
Source: RefSeq, a predicted model, not a curated record
AUGACGGACUUUGGGGAAAUCCUAAAACAUGUUGGAGAAUUUGGUCGCUUUCAGAAAUGUUUGGUCCUUAUGUUGUGUUUCCUUAGUGUGUUUAAUGCGUUCCACAUGUUUGGGCAGGUGUUUAUGGGAAUCUCUGUGCCUCACCACUGCAAUACCAACUGGAUCCUGGAGAAAAACCCAAAUCUAACUGAGGACUACCAGCUGAAUUUAACCAUCCCACACAAUGAACGUGGAGGCUACGAGCAAUGCCUCAUGCACACUCCAGUGGAUUGGGAUAUUGAAUCCAUUGAGAGGUAUGGACUAAACAGCACGGAGGAAUGCCGGAAUGGAUGGGUGUACGACACGUCACAGCAAAAGUCCACGCUGGUCACUGAGUUCAACUUGGUGUGUCACAGAAAAGAAGAAACUGAAAUUUCUCAGUCCAUUUACAUGUCAGGACUCCUUAUUGGAUCCAUUAUUUUUGGUCCCUUAGGAGAUAGGAUUGGGAGGCGUCCUGUUAUAUUAAUCUCCAUGUUACUGAUGUUCUCAUUUGGCAUCGGAGCAGCAUUUGUCACAGAAUUUUACGUCUACAUAGCGUUGAGAUGUGUGGUGGGAAUGGCUAUGUCAGGGGUCCUGAUUAACAAUCUUGUAUUAGUUGCUGAGUGGGUGGGAUCUUCUCAUCGUGCAUACGCCACUAUCACCGGCCAUGUCUGCUUUGCAGUGGGACUGAUGGUUCUGGCCGGGCUUAGUUAUGGCAUUAGGAACUGGAGGUGGCUACAAAUUGCUGGCUCUGCACCCACGGGCUUAUUAUUCUUCUAUAUUUGGGUUCUUCCAGAAUCACCACGAUGGCUUUUAAUUAAAGGCAAAUAUGAGGAAGCAAAAAAUCUUCUUCAAAAAGCAGCACAUUUUAAUGGACGGACUAUACCAGAGGAAUUACUGCUACAGUUACAAGAAGAAAAGCAGAGUAAAUCUGGAACUAUGCUUGAUCUGUUCAGGAUUCCAUAUUUAAGAAAAGUAACUCUUGUCAUGAGCUUUGUGUGGUUUGUAAACAGUCUGGUAUAUUAUGGUCUGAGUCUAAACGUUGGUAGCUUUGGGCUGGACAUAUAUCUCACACAGCUUAUAUUUGGUGCAGUAGAAAUUCCAGCUCGCCUUGGAUCCAUGUUCAUAGUACAGAUCAUUGGACGGAAACUAAGUCAAUCUCUGUGCCUUUUAUUGGGAGGAACUGUGUGUCUGGUCAUUAUUGCCAUACCAAAAACGUUACCUGUUGCCGUCACUGUGCUUGCAGUUAUUGGAAAAUUUGCCAUUGCGGCCUCUUUUUCCAUUUGCUAUAUUUAUGCAGCAGAGGUAUUCCCCACAGUCAUCAGGCAGAAUGGAGUGGGACUUUGCUCUAUGACAGCCCGAGUAGCUGGGAUAAUUUCUCCACUCAUUAGUCUUUUGGAUAAGUACCACCCAGCUAUACCAAUGGGCAUUUAUGGCAGUGGCCCUAUCAUCGGAGGUCUCCUCUGCUUCCUAUUACCAGAGACGCGAAACAGGGAGCUUCAAGACCAUGCUCAUGACUCCAAUGACAUUCCAAGUAAUUUGUUUUUCAGAUCUCAUAACCUUCCAAAAGAUCAGCUCAUACAUGAAAUUCAACAAGAGCAAGAAGUGGAUCCUGCACAACAGCAAAAAAGGACUCGUUUAUAAUAUUUAAAGUGUUUUUUCCCCAAUUUUUUAAAUUACAUAUUCACAGCAUUUGGUGAUAAAAUGUUGGAUUGCUGAGGGUCUAAACACUGUAACUUCUAGUGAUCCUGAAAAUUAGAUGUUCUUGAAUCCCUUAUCUGAAUAGAGUGAUAGUGCACAAGUUGGUACAGCUCUCCAUUCAUUUCUAUGGGACUGAUGGAGCACUGUCUACGUCACUCCCAUAUACAUUAAUGGAGUAGUGGACUGACAUGCACUACCACUCCAUUCAAGACGACUCAAGGACUUCUUCUUCUGAGGAUUGCUGAGGGUCCCAACAGUUGGACCCCCAGCAAUAUGACAUACAG